Molecule: messenger RNA, 2766 nt
Organism: Spathaspora passalidarum NRRL Y-27907
Lineage: Eukaryota; Fungi; Ascomycota; Pichiomycetes; Serinales; Debaryomycetaceae
Gene: ROT2
Product: glucan 1,3-alpha-glucosidase ROT2
Exons: 1
Coding region: 1-2766 (921 amino acids)
Biological process (GO): carbohydrate metabolic process; N-glycan processing
Cellular component (GO): glucosidase II complex
Molecular function (GO): alpha-glucosidase activity; carbohydrate binding
Source: RefSeq, a predicted model, not a curated record
AUGAAAAGUUCACUCUUUAUAACUUUCAUACUUUUCUUUACUACGGUCUCAGCCGUUAAGGAAUACCUCUUUAAGAAGUGUUCUCAAUCAGGAUUCUGUCAUCGGAAUCGUCAUUUUGCCCAGGCUGUCGAGCUGGAUCCCGAAUACCAGUCCCCUUACUCCAUCGAUGUCAGUUCUCUCAGUUUUGCGGACGAUUCAAUCACCGGUAUUGUCAAGAAAGUGCAUGGUUUAGUGGAUGUUGAUUUUCCAUUCAAAAUUUCCGUUAUUGAAGGCAAUUUCCGGUUUCAAUUGGAUGAAAAGUUGAAUAGCGACGUGGUCGACACCGUAAAACAUGUCAAUAAACAGAGAUAUAAUGAAACUGAAACUUUUGCAUUUAAACAAAAUGUUGCUUAUCAUCCAUUGACUGGUGAUCAACUUGAAGAUAAACUUGUAUUGAAGUAUGGCGAUGACCAUCAAGUUGAAUUGGAGUUCUAUCCUAUUAGAUUCUCAUUCCUUUACCAAAACAAAGUGCAAUUGACCGUAAAUGACAAGCAAUUCCUCAAUUUGGAACAUAGAAGAAAGGAACGCGAGGGUAGCACAUCAGAACUUCUCUCACAGGAAACUUCCUUUGAUAUGUUUCAAGAUUCAUUUGCCGAUUCCAGUAAGGAUACUCUCCCACUUGGACCCGAGUCCAUGGCCAUUGAUUUCAAUUUCAUUAACUUUACUCAUGUGUAUGGUAUUCCAGAACACGCCGAUUCAUUGCUUCUUAAACAUACUAGACUGAAGGAUAAGGAACCCUAUCGUCUUUACAAUGUUGAUAUUUUUGAAUAUGAUUUAGAUUCACGUUUAGCGAUGUAUGGUUCCAUUCCAUUCCUUUUAGGUAUUAAACUGGAAGUAACUGUUGGUGUUUACUGGAUAAACUCAGCUGAUACAUACAUUGAUAUCGAAUAUUCAUCUUCAAACACCUUGUCCCAUUGGAUGUCUGAGAAUGGAUUGUUAGAUUUCAUAAUUAUUAUUGAACCUACCCCGUAUGAUGCCAACAGCCAAUAUGGAAAGAUCUCAGGAAAUGCCGCCCUUCCUGCCUUAUUCUCCUUGGGAUACCAUCAAUGUAGAUGGAACUAUAAUGAUCAAAAAGAUGUAUUGGAGGUUCACAAGAAAUUCGAUACCUACAAGAUUCCUUAUGAUACUAUCUGGCUCGAUAUUGAAUAUACAGAUGAAAAGAAGUACUUUACCUGGAAGAAAGAGGCAUUUCCUAACCCAGGAAAAAUGAUGCAGAAGUUAGAUCAAACUGGACGUAAUUUAGUGGUUAUUAUUGAUCCUCAUCUCAAGGACGGAUACAGUGUCAGUGAAGAAUUCAUUACCAAGAAACUUGUUAUGAAGGACAAUUCAAACCAGGCAUUUUAUGGGCAUUGUUGGCCUGGAAAGUCGGUUUGGAUAGAUACAACUAACCCCGACGCCACUCCAGCAUGGGCUGGCCAUUUCGCGUGGAAAUCACCAUUUCUUGCCCAGGCGGCCAACGUCCACAUUUGGAAUGAUAUGAACGAACCAUCAGUUUUUAGUGGUCCGGAAACUGUAGCACCCAAGGACAACAUUCACUUCAACAACUGGGAACAUCGUUCCGUGCAUAAUUUAUACGGUAUGAGUUACCAUCAAGCAACUUAUAAUGCCAUGAAAGCCCGUCUUAAACACUCAAACCGUCAACGACCAUUUGUCCUUACUAGAUCGUACUUUACAGGGUCACAACGUACAGCAGCUAUGUGGACCGGUGACAACAUGUCGAAGUGGAGCUAUCUUCAAGCAUCGAUCCCCAUGGUGCUUACUCACAAUAUUGUAAACAUGCCGUUUUCUGGGGCUGAUGUUGGUGGAUUCUUUGGUGAUCCUCUGAGUGAAUUAUUGACGAGAUGGUACCAAACCGGACUCUUUUAUCCAUUCUUUAGAGGACAUGCCCACAUUGAUUCACCACGUCGUGAACCCUGGGUUCCUGGUGAACCAUACACUUCAAUCAUCAGAGACGCUAUCAAAUUGAGAUAUGUAUUGUUGCCAGUUUUUUACACUGGAUUCUACCAUGCUUCUGAGACUGGUCGCCCUGUAAUGAAACCCAUGUUUUACGAUGCAUUGGAUGAUACCAAUACUUAUAAGAUUGAUGACCAAUUCAUGGUUGGUGAUUCAGGAAUCUUGGCUAAACCAAUAACUGAAAAAGGCGGUAAUGUAUCCCUGAUUUACAUUCCCCAGGGUCAAAUCUAUUAUGAUUUCUUUAAUGGAGAAAUCUCAUCCCAGGUGUUUACAAGUGGGUAUGUUGAACGGCCAGUGGAAUUGACGGACAUCCCCAUGUUAUUGAAAGGAGGCUCUAUCAUUCCACUCAAGACGAGAUACCGUCGUUCAUCUAAGUUAAUGAAGAAUGAUCCAUAUACUUUGGUGAUUGCUUUAGAUGAAAAUGGUCAAGCAAAGGGUGAUUUAUAUAUUGAUGAUGGUGAAUCAUUCUCAUAUCAAAAUGGCGAGAAAUCAUAUAUUGGAUUCCAGGCUGUAUCAGAAGGUAUUAGUGCCAGUGUGUCGGUUUCAGAAGAAUUUUCGAGACAGAUCGAAAGUGUUACUGUGGAAAAGAUUGUUAUUGUGGGAGUAAAAGGAGAAAUUAGUGCUGUUAUUAUUGAACAGGAAGGAAAGAAAUGGAAUGGAAAGGUGUCGGAAAAGGACAGCGUGACUACUAUUAAGAACCCCAAGGUCAAAAUCAACAGUGACUGGGAAAUUAAGUUUGAAUACAAACAAGGAGUAGACCAUGACGAGUUGUAA